UUUAUUUUUAGAAAAAUGAAAAAUUAAUAGACAUAUUUCAUACUUAUAAUUUUAUAAUUAUAAUUUAUUUUCAUUAUCUUCUACCCUCCCCAACAAAAUAAAAAUUCUAGCAAGUCUAACACAAAAUAUCCUAAUUUCAAUUCCAGUUUGCCAAAAGAACCCAAAAAGUAGUUAAUUUCCAGAUAAUAUACCGAGUAUAAAUGAACAGUAGAUUGGCUGAAUGAUACAUAUAGUACGGUGCUUAAGACUCAAAAGUUGCAGAAUCACAUCAAGUUUUGGUCUUGUAAUUUCUGGUUUUCAAAUAACCUUGGUUUUGGAUAGAUCCAAAAAUUUUUUAAAAUGAGAAGAAAUAAUGGAGGCAAUUACACAAACCCAUGUCUUACAAUGCAUCAGCCAUGGGCUUCUCUCCUCGUUUAUGGCAUCAAGCGUGUUGAGGGUCGAUCUUGGCCUGCCCCUAUUCGAGGUCGACUUUGGAUACAUGCUGCUGGUAAGGUCCCAGAACCUGAAACUAUUAAAGCAAUGGAGGAUUUCUAUAGAGAAAUAUAUGCAGUGAAUGGAAUAACUGAUCUCAAAUUUCCUGAAAAUUAUCCAACUUCACGGUUGUUAGGUGGUUGUGUGGAGGUGGUUGGAUGUAUAAAAUGUGAAGAACUGCAAUCCUGGGAAGAAUUACCAGAAGGGGUUGAGCAUAUAUGUUUCUUUUAUUUUCUCACUUGUUCUCCACGCUUUCAAACUCAUGAUGUUCUGAGAUGGCGAUUCAUAACAUUCUCUUGUGUUAUAUGUGCCAUAUAUGAAAGAAAUGACGUGAAAAAUUGUUCCUUCGUUUCACAGGUCAGAUUGGAGGGACAAUCAGAUUAUUGUUGGUUGUGUGAGCAACCACAGAAACUGAUAAUCCCAUUUGAAAUGCGAGGGCAGCAACAUGUCUAUAAUUUGGAGAAGAAGAUAUAUGAGGCUGCAGUAAGAGGACUACGCCCAGUUGAAGCUCCACACCCAGUGAAAUUUCCCCUUGUAGAUCCUCAAGAUGCUUUCUCACUUAAAGCAGGAUCUCUUGCUGGUCUUGGAAUCUCCAAGGCUUCUGAAAAGGGGAUGCCAUCUAGUCUUAGCAAUGCUAUAGCUGGUGCACGAGCUGCUGCAGUACAGUUCUCAAAGGAAGACAGCGGCGAUGCUUGUGUUGAGAUAGAAGCAGAAAAUUCUGUUGCAUCAAGGACACGGUGUGCACUGAAGGGUAAAGUACAAAAUGAAGAAAAGUAGGCUCACGAUGGGAACCCUUGACUGUCUCUGAGGACUUUCACAACAGUUUCCAGUUGGAAUUUGUGACAGCUGACAAUGACGGCUAAGGUCUCAUAUUCAGCUGUACAACAAGCUAACUGCAAGAUGAUCACAAUAAACCUCGAUGUAAAGGUGUUUGGCAUAUUGGAGAUGAUUGUUGUUUUGUUCCAACAAGACUUCACAAAUCAUAGGAAAAUAGAGAAGAAGCAAUGUAACAGUAACUUUGAUUAGAAUUUCAUUUCUGUUUAAUACUAAAAGAGAAAUGAUACACGACUAUUUAUAGAUAAGCAAUGCAAGAAGGAAAAUUAGUCCUGAAGAGGCGUUUCUAUUCUUGAACAAGGACAAGCAAUACACCGACUAUCAAUCAUACUACUAUUUUUUAGGAAUAGUUUAGGGACGUCUGCAGGAAAUAAAACCUUGUUUAUUCCCAUUUUGAAUCAAGCUGAGCGGAGGAUGUAUGUAGGUGUGAAGAUGCGAAUUAAGUUUAACUUGUCUCUGAAGAAAUGACAAUCAAUAGCCACAUGUUUAGUUCUCUCAUGGUGGACUUGGUUAUGACAUUAUAGAGUUGUAGCAGCUAGCAAGGUUGGAGAGAGCUUGAAGAACUUAUUUUAAAGUGACAAGAGGUUAAGGAUACUUCCUUUGAGUUCAAGUUGGAUUCUUGUGUGGAGUUUUGAUUUAAACAGAGGUAAUUGCAUCCAGAAAGACAUUUUUGGCAUACAUAUUAGCAACAUGACUAAAUCUUUUUGGUAAUCUAUUCCAUAUUUUUGACGAUUGCCAAAUGCCAAGCAACACUAGCCUUAGCUCAAAUGAUACAAUAGUUGGAUAUGGAGAAUGAGUUACAUGAUGAUUAAAGAACUUACAGGGAAACAUGUAUACAUCAAACUUCAAAUUUCUACUUAGAGAUGCUCCUUCACCCCUUUGAUUUUGGUACAUUGUUGAAAUUAAAGUGAGUUUUUUGUGUACUUUCUCCAUUCCCCAAUAGCAACUCAUAGUGACAUUUUCACACACAACACGUGACUAUUACUUACAAGUCUUCGGGAAUGGAGGAAGUGUUAUGUAGCAAAAUCAAAGGGACUAGGGAAUACUUGGCAAGUCAGCUAAUUAUAAAGCUUGUAUCACCAGCGAACGCUGAACUUUAUUUGAAGUUCUUGAAGGAAUACUAGCCUAGGCUAUACAACCUAUGUAAGAGCAGAUAUAAUAGGAAGAUUUACAUUUCAGAAUUUGGAGUAGGUAACAUGUUAAUCUCCCUAUCAUGUAUAAGAGUAAACCUGCAAUGUGUUUAUGUUUCAACUUGUGUAGUACUAUUUUGUUGAGGUCUAUUUACACAAGUUUGAUGAAUUAUGCCGUUUUGAUUAACGAAAAUUUUACAUUGAUAGUCAUCAAAUUCUAAUGUAUUAUCAUUCGUAAUAAUUUUAACAUACAUGUUCAAUUGUUUUUUAACAGUGGUAGCUUGGUUUUGAAUAACACUAGUGGUAUGUUUGGAUUGAGAUCAUUGGAAUGAAGUGAUGAGGGAGAAAUGUAUUUUCCUUUAUUUGAAUGAACAAGUUUGAGGGUAAGGACUUAAAAGGAUAAAGUUUUGAAGGGAUUUGAAGAGUAUUUGGAUAAAAAGAAAAGGAAGGAGAAAGAUUUAAAGGGAUGAACAAAUUUCUUGUUUGGAUAACAAAAUGAGAGAGAAUAGAAGGGAGAAAUUUAGAGGGAUUAGAUUGAUAAUUUUUUGUUAAGGUCUCAAUUUCUCUGAAAUUAACAUAUUUUAAGGGAGAACUUUAAUCUCCUUUCCCUUAAACAACCAAGACUUACUUUAUUUCAAAUUCCUUUCCAUUUCUUUCCCUUUCCUCCUAUCCUUUUCCUUUUAUUU
Molecule: messenger RNA, 3121 nt
Organism: Amaranthus tricolor (Joseph's coat)
Lineage: Eukaryota; Viridiplantae; Streptophyta; Magnoliopsida; Caryophyllales; Amaranthaceae
Exons: 7
Coding region: 340-1248 (302 amino acids)
Biological process (GO): positive regulation of DNA-templated transcription
Cellular component (GO): nucleus
Molecular function (GO): transcription coactivator activity
Source: RefSeq, a predicted model, not a curated record